Molecule: messenger RNA, 1869 nt
Organism: Protopolystoma xenopodis
Lineage: Eukaryota; Metazoa; Platyhelminthes; Monogenea; Polystomatidea; Polystomatidae
Source: the annotation of a GenBank genome assembly
ACGGACAGCCUUGUCGAGGACACAAACUGUACUCUGCUUACGGGCGCCGCCUCUUCGGCCACUCAGGCGGACUCGACGAUGUCUCCGCCAACUGUCCCCUUCCAAGUCGGCCGCAGCUUCACCACCUCCAACAGUACCGUCUCCUCCUCCUUCUCUCAGCUCAGCUCCACUCUGCUAGCCUCCCACGAUCUUGGUCCAGACAACAGCCUUGCUGGCCAUUCCGUCUACUUGGCCCAGUUGAUGUCGACCAGUUCGCCAAAUCCCAACGGCCUCCUGACCGCCUACGAGAAACCGUCCGUAGGCACCGGUGAUCCGGUCACCACCACCACCGGUGCCAGUCUCCUCUUACCGGAUUUCGCAUCGCCCCGACAACUGGGCCAACAACCCGAUGGCCUUGGCAACGAGACCAACGAGCCCAGAGGCGGCUGCGAUGGCAUUGGUGAGUCUGGAACCGGCAAGAUGGACACCGGCGUCACGAGUGAAUCUGCCGUCAGAUUGCGUUUACCAACUCCGGCCUUCUCGGGCCUGGGCAACACUGCAGCGAAUGCCACUUUCUCGUCUCUCCUCAUGUCCUCGUCACCAACCGCCCCAGCUCAACUCACCGAUCAAACGCAUGAAUUACACUCGCAGAGCUUCCUACAGACCCUCACCCUCGGAUCGGACGUCGAGGAGCCGGUCGGUGAGUCGAUCAACCAACUCCUGGCGCCCACCAGACAGCCAGCCUAUCCGGCUCCGGACGGCCUGACUCCCGGUCCGAGGGGACGCCAUUCAGCUGUACAACAGGGCGUCUAUCGCGUUCAAUCAUCGCAUAUGACCGGUGCAGAAAUGCUCGUCACCUCCGUGGCAUCCGCAGCCUCCACGACUUCCACGACUUCCGCGACCUCCGCGGCAAGCGUUUACACCGGCCUUUCUGAAGAGGCCCAGUUGACCGCGUACCUGGGAGGCCGGAUCGAGACCAGUCCGUCGGCCGGUCAGGCAGGGCAGCAUCAACCCAAUGACGCAUCCACCUUGAACUCACUUCCGACACAUGCACACCAGGUAGAACUGGACCAUCCGCACCCACCAGGCUUACAGCACCAACACCAACAUCCACUCCCACACCCACUUUCGCACCCACUCACACAUCAACACCAACACCCACAUCAACAUCAACAUCAACAUCAACAUCAUCAUCAACAACAGCUACACCAUCAACAACAACAACAACAACAACAACAACAACGGCAUCAACAACAACAACAACAUCAACACCAACAGCACCAACACCUACAGCAACAGCAACAGCAACACCAGCGCCAGGAGCCAUACCAUCUUCCCCUACACACAUUCAACGGUCAAACCCGGCUCAACGAACACCUGCUUCACUUGCCACUCCCGCAUAGUCACCAGCAUCAGCAUCAGCACCAACACCACCAGCAUCAGCAUCAGCAACAGCAACAACAUCAGCACCACCAGCUUCACCACGACCUCCAUCAUCACCACGCACAGAGUCAGCCGCCCACAUCACAUUCACACCCUCUCAUGACGACUUACUCGGACCCGCAUCACACACACCCACUGACCAGCCACGUUGGCCCAGGAGCCCAGGUGACUGGCUAUGCUGACCAACCUCAGUCCUCCUCGAACCUGAGCGAGCUUCAUCUACAGCCACAGUCCGAGGAACUGACGAGUGGACUGCUCGAAGAGGAAAAAGCCAGUCGAGCUGGAGGCAUUGUCGUAUCCUCCUUCAGGGAACAAAAUAGGAUUGUUGAGCAACCCUCCUCCACGACCUAUAUUCCGGUGAGCAGGUACAAUGUGACCAAGAGGAAAGAGAGGUUAUUCAAGAGAUGUAUUCAGCCUAUUUCGUUUAAGUUGAUGAAGGACUGGUAG